Molecule: messenger RNA, 777 nt
Organism: Fraxinus pennsylvanica
Lineage: Eukaryota; Viridiplantae; Streptophyta; Magnoliopsida; Lamiales; Oleaceae
Source: the annotation of a GenBank genome assembly
AUGAACAAAGAUAAUCUGAUCAGAAUGAAGACUAAGGCUGCCGGAAUUUCUUCACCCGUAAAAUCCACCGCCGCCGCUGCCGGUGGUGUUUCUGAGGCGUGGGAGGUUAGGCCUGGAGGAAUGUUAGUACAAAGAAGAAGUUCAGAUUGUACUCAGAAUUCCAGUCAUGUUCCCAACAUCAAAGUCAAAGUGAAAUAUGGCAGAUCAUAUCAUGAAGUCAACAUUAAUUCUCAAGCAAGUUUUGGUGAAUUGAAGAAAAUGCUAGCGGAGCCGACUGGACUACCUUCGCGGGAUCAGAAAUUGAUAUACAAGGACAAAGAGAGAGAUUCAAAAACUUUUCUUGAUGUUGCUGGAGUGAAAGAUGGAUCAAAGAUUAUGCUAAUUGAAGAUGAAUUGAGCAAAGAGAGACGACAUCUUGAAUCGUUACAAGCUUCGAAAAUGGAGAAGGCAUCAAAAGAAAUUGCAGCAAUUAGAUUUGAAGUUGACAAACUUGCAAAACAGGUGGCAUUGAAUGAAUUGGAGAUAAAUUGUGGGAAAAAAGUUGUGGAGACAGUUUUAUUGAAUUUGAUUGAAUUGUUAAUGACACAACUGAUUAAAUUGGAUGGAAUUUCUGCAGAAGGAGAUAUGAAAAUGCAGAGAAGAAUGCAGGUGAAAAGGGUGCAGAAAUACAUUGAAACUCUUGAUAUCCUUAAGAUAAGAAAUUCUUCCCUUGGCAGUAUGAGAAAUGAGAGGAUUCCAGGGCCAGUUGUGGUAACAACAAAUUGGGAGACAUUCUGA